Molecule: messenger RNA, 1287 nt
Organism: Knipowitschia caucasica
Lineage: Eukaryota; Metazoa; Chordata; Actinopteri; Gobiiformes; Gobiidae
Source: the annotation of a GenBank genome assembly
AUGCGGGCCGAACGAACCAACCACACAGCAUCGGCCCCCCGGGGCCUCGCGAGUAAUAAUCAAGAAGAGCUGCACCCUCCCGCAACCAGGCGCCCCGGGACGCCCAGUGCAGCAAUACCACCCUCGGCCACCCUCAACAGCGCCACACACGCGCAACGACAGAUCCCCCAAAUGUGGUCCUCCCCCGCCAUCACUAGACGCAGCAAGGGGACCAGGCCCACGAGCGACGGUCCCCACGGCGACCCCCAAUACACCCCACCUCGACCCUUCCGCAACCCGUCUCAGCACCCGCACACUCGGUCAUCCCCCCCCCUUCGGGCUCCCCAUCAACCCCCAGCGACACCGACAGACUUCGCAGCUACGGAGCGCAUCGAGAACCUGUAUCGCAAACCCCCCUCCUCCUCCCCCCGCCAUCUCAGCCGCCGCCUGGCAACUCCCAGAAAAGCCCAACCCAGACGGCAGGCAGAAGACGCCCAGUCAGCGACCAUCCGUCAAGCCAGGCAACAAAACGGCGACCCUCACCGACACCCCCCCCCCUUCUAUCCCCCCCUCAGACUCCUUUCCAAGACAAAGUCCCACGGCCCCACGACCCCAUCCUCCGCUCCUUUCCUUUGCUCCAAGCCACACAGACAACUCGUACGAUUCUCUCCCCGCACACUCUACUUAGUCCCGCACCUCACCCCUCUACUCCGAUCCCCCCCCCAACCUCAGUCCUCCCCAACCGAUAAGGACCCCCGGAAGGACACAGCGGCACAUAACAGGGACCAAGCACCAGACACGUCUGCCAUCCCUGAGGCCGUCGCGGGCAGCAUGAGGCCACCCCUCCCAUGGACCCCAGCAAAAGAGGUUGAGCCCCACCGACAACCCCGGGCGGGCGUUACGGCGCCGCCCAAGCAGGCCACGAGGCCCCCGCAAAGCAGAAUAGAAUCCGCACGCACACGAAACCGCGCCCAUACGACAAAUCCAGCCGCCACCCGGACCGUACUCGACACAGGAGGCGCCGCCCACGUGGAUGAGAACAGUCCCCCCCAUACACCCCCCUCGCUUAAUCGGCGAACCACUCCACUACACUACACAGAUAUCCAUCCCAACGUCACAACGACAUCCCGCCUCCCGCCUCUCAUCCCCGCAAACCCCCCACCCACCAACUUCCCUCUCGCAGACCACCCCCCUCAGAUCGCCCGUCUGUCCAUCGAACAGCCCGAAAUCCGCACACCCCUCACACAAAAUAAAUCCCGGAAAGAAACUCUCCCCAUACUGCGGCCAAACAACCCGAACCCACCCUAG